This is a messenger RNA of Rana temporaria (common frog), 1728 nucleotides long. RefSeq names its product interferon regulatory factor 3 (gene IRF3). Gene Ontology annotation, biological process: immune system process; regulation of transcription by RNA polymerase II. The transcript has 10 exons. Lineage: Eukaryota; Metazoa; Chordata; Amphibia; Anura; Ranidae. Gene Ontology annotation, molecular function: protein binding; RNA polymerase II cis-regulatory region sequence-specific DNA binding; DNA-binding transcription factor activity, RNA polymerase II-specific. The coding region runs from base 184 to 1596 and encodes 470 amino acids. Gene Ontology annotation, cellular component: nucleus. The record is from RefSeq and is a predicted model, not a curated record.
AAAACAGCAUGCAAUAUUUAGGAAACUGAAACUAGUCAUUCUGCUAUAAAAGCUUCUGCCGACAGCCUUCCAAUCCACCUGAUAUCCACACACUGAGACUGAUCGCACACAACUCCAGGAUUUCCAAUAGAGUUGUGUUAUCUUACCUGGCAUUCAACUUUUCAGCCAUUUGAAUUCGACAAAAUGGCAUCCAGCAGACCCCUCAUCAUCCCCUGGCUGAUUAGAAAGAUCAAUAGUCAGAAGUACCCGGGAGUGGAAUGGGUCAACAAUGAAAAGACUCAAUUCAGGAUUCCCUGGAAGCAUGCCCUGAGGCAGGACCUGUCUGAGGAUGACAUCAAAAUUUUUGAGGACUGGGCUAUUGAUAGUGGCUGCUAUGAUCCACAAAGGCAUAAACCAGACCGAGCAAGAUGGAAGAGAAAUUUUCGUUCAGCACUGAAUCAGAAAGACAGCAUCUGUAUGGUUGCCGACUACAGAUCGAACUCCGCUGAUCCUCACAAAGUGUACGAGAUCACAAGUAGCAACACCGAGAUUGGACCCGGUGAGCAGUGUGUCGCAAUGGGUGGCGAGACAGAUUUUCAAAAGUUGGGUUCUUGUAGCUAUCAGGCUGGUGGCACAGCGGAGUCUCAGCAAAGAUUUAUUUCAGAACAAAUGACACACCUACAGCUUCUCCAAGAUGAUGCAGCAUUAUAUUGUGAUCUGGAAGAUUUCCAAAAUCUUUAUGCAAUCCCGGAUACCAUUACACCUGCUCAAGAAACUGAUCACCAUGUUUUACCAUCACAAGUACCUAUGGAAGGUGCCGCUGACUACUAUGAGGGUGCCUAUGCUGUUGGCAGCGAAGUUCCACCUGGUGUAAUCAGUGAAGUACAAGCUGGAUAUGUGCACCUGGAUCAAGAACAGGAGACGUUUCAACAAAAAAUAUUGAGACACUUUACCUACAACUCCUUUGAAACUGAUUUUGAAGUCAACAUUUAUUACCGAGGAACCAAAGUUAAAAGCACCACAGUAACCAACCGAUUUGGAUUCUGCCUGACUUCCAAACAACAUUCGCCGCCGGAAAGCUAUUUGGAGGAUGUGAUUCUACCCCUGGCUAAGGAAAAAGUUACUGAUCGGAUACUGAUUCAAGCAGUGAACCACAUUAUGACCAACCUGGAUCAAGGAACCCGUGUGGAAGUCCGUGACGGGACAAUCUGUGCAAUUAGAUUGGGCAACUGUCGUAGUUUUUGGACCAUAACAGAUACACCUACCACACGUCUGCCCAGUCCAAUAGACAAAAAUGACUACAGUGUCUUGUACACUCUUCAGCAGUUUGUUACUGAAUUAAUUGAAUUUGUUGAAAGGAGGAGUAAAGAAUCUCCACAGUAUUCCAUAUGGAUUUGUCUUGGGGAAACAUGGCCAGAUGGCCAACCAUGGCGAGAGAAAUGCAUUAUGGUUGAAAUCAUACCGGUGGUCAUGCGUUUGCUUCAUGAGUUAAGUCACGGGACUGGAGCCUCAUCGCUAACCAGCAGUGAUCUGAACCUGGAAAUCUCGGACUCAUUAUCUAGUCAAAGUUCUGUCCUUUCGUUUCUGAGGAGCAUUGAAGAAAGGAUGGACUGGUGACAAAAUUAGCUUUAUUAUAAUUGUAGAAAAGUACAGGACCAUUACUGCGUGUGGAAAAAGUGAUGGUAAUUCCAUGCCAGACUUUUUUUUUCCUAAUGUGUGGUUACUCCUUGGGAUAGCACCGAUGAGCUG